Pisolithus orientalis is the source of this 1048-nucleotide messenger RNA. RefSeq lists its product as uncharacterized. Gene Ontology annotation, molecular function: metal ion binding; U6 snRNA binding; pre-mRNA binding. Bases 40 to 954 code for a protein of 304 amino acids. NCBI's taxonomy places the organism in Eukaryota, Fungi, Basidiomycota, Agaricomycetes, Boletales, Pisolithaceae. The record is from RefSeq and is a predicted model, not a curated record. The transcript is spliced from 7 exons. Gene Ontology annotation, cellular component: Prp19 complex; U2-type catalytic step 1 spliceosome; U2-type catalytic step 2 spliceosome.
CCCCCGUCAAGCAUCAAGCCUUGCUGGCAGUCAUCCAAGAUGCCCAAAGCUGACAUCAACAAAGCUGGUUGGGAACAGAGCGAGUUUCCUAUUCUCUGUGAGACAUGUCUCGGCAACAACCCAUUCGUCCGAAUGACAAAGCAAGAAUUCGGUCGUUCGUGUGGGACAUGUGCCCGCCCUUUUACUGUCUUUCGCUGGAACCCGGGGUCCGGCGCCCGCUACAAAACGACCGUUAUCUGUCAAACGUGCGCAAAAGUCAAGAACGUCUGUCAAACGUGUUUGUUGGAUCUUGAAUAUGGGCUACCGACACAAGUUCGCGACACUGCGCUCGGAAGACAGACUGAGGCUCCGACGAGUGACGUCAAUCGCGAAUACUACGCGCAGAAUAUGGAGAACAAUAUGGCGAAUGGUACGAAAUCCAUGAUGCAACUUGGUGGCAAGACGUCUUCGGCAGGGAAGGAAAUGCUGAAGGAGUUAGCCCGCACAAAUCCGUAUUACAAACGCAAUCGGCCCCACCUAUGUUCUUUCUUUGUCAAGGGCGAGUGUAAACGGGGGGAUGAAUGUCCAUACAGACAUGAGAAGGCGGUGGAGAAUGAGUUGUCCCACCAAAACAUCAAAGAUCGAUACCACGGAAACAAUGACCCCAUGUCUCUAUUUCUCUCUUCUCUGCCUGCUUCUAUUACCGAGGCAGAAAUCCGCACGCACGUGGUAAAUUCCUUGCCUCACGUACCGUCGUCUCAGCUCAGGUCGAUUGUUCACGUGGCGAAGUCCAGAUGUGCCUUCGUCAAUUUCAAGGAUCGGGUAUCUGCUGAGAGAGCUGCUGAGGGAUGGGCGAGGGGCUUGGACGUAGACGGUCAACGAGUGAGUGUCAGGUGGGGGCGUAGCAAAAAUGGUGGUGCGUCUAAGGCAUCAGCAAGUUCGUCGAACACACCAACAGCGACAAUAACUGCAUAAGGUAGAUGUAUCCCCUAUGUAAUUUCGACUUUUUCUGUAGAACAUUACUUGGAUGCUGAAUGGACAUUCAAUAUAGCAGGGAUGUGGCAGUAAG